GGCGUCGAGAGGUCAUGAAACGAGUGCGCACGGAGCAGGUUCAGGUGGCAGUGUCCUGCUACCUCAAACGCCGGCAGUACGUGGACUCAGACGGCCCCUUGAAGCAAGGCCUGAGGCUAUCACAGACCCCUGAGGAGAUGGCAGCCAACCUCACAGUCCAAUCAGAAUCUGGUUGUGCCAAUGCAGUGUCUGCAGCCCCUUGCCAGGCAGAACCUCAGCAAUAUGAAGUACAGUUUGGACGACUGAGAAGCUUUCUUACUGAUUCUGACUCCCAGCACAGCCAUGAAGUUAUGCCUCUCCUCUACCCCCUCUUUGUCUACCUCCAUCUCAACCUGGUCCAGAGUGGCCCUAAGAGCACAGUGGAAAGCUUCUAUAGCCGCUUCCAUGGAAUGUUCCUACAGAAUGCGAGUCAGAAGGACAUCAUUGAGCAGCUGCAAACAACGCAGACCAUCCAGGACAUUCUGUCAAACUUUCAGCUUCGUGCAUUCCUGGACAACAAAUAUGUGGUCCGUCUCCAGGAAGAUAGCUACAACUACCUUAUCCGCUACCUCCAAAGCGAUAACAACACUGCCCUGUGCAAGGUGCUUGCCGUGCACAUUCACUUGGACGUGCAGCCUGCCAAGAGGACAGACUACCAGCUAUAUGCCAGUGGCAGCUCCUCCCGCAGUGAGAGCAGCGGCCUGGAGCCACCAGAUGUGCCCAACCCUAUUCUGCAGAAUGAGGCUGCCCUGGAAGUCUUGCAGGAGAGUAUCAAGCGGGUCAAGGAUGGACCUCCCUCCCUCACCACCAUCUGCUUCUAUGCCUUCUAUAACACAGAGCAGCUGCUGAAAACUGCAGAGAUCUCCUCUGAUAGCAAGCUUCUGGCUGCUGGGUUUGACAACUCCUGCAUAAAGCUCUGGAGCUUGCGGUCCAAAAAGCUGAAAUCAGAGCCCCACCAUGUGGACACAUCCCGUAUCCGUCUAGCUUGUGACACUCUGGAGGAGGAGGAGAGUGAGGAGGAUAAUACAGGCACAGAGAUGAAGAUCCUGCGAGGACACUGUGGCCCAGUGUACAGCACAAGGUUCCUCGCAGACAGCUCGGGGCUGCUCUCUUGUUCUGAAGAUAUGUCCAUCAGGUACUGGGACCUAGGGAGCUUCACCAACACUGUGCUGUAUCAGGGACAUGCCUACCCUGUAUGGGAUGUGGACAUCAGCCCCUACAGCCUAUAUUUUGCCAGUGGGUCCCAUGACCGUACUGCCAGGCUGUGGUCUUUUGAUCGGACGUACCCGCUGAGGAUAUAUGCAGGACACCUGGCUGACGUGGACUGUGUCAAAUUCCACCCCAAUUCAAACUACUUGGCAACAGGUUCCACUGACAAAACUGUCCGGCUGUGGAGCGCCCAACAGGGGAACUCAGUGCGGCUAUUCACGGGUCACCGAGGUCCCGUGCUUUCCCUUUCCUUUUCUCCCAACGGUAAGUACUUGGCAUCCGCUGGUGAGGACCAGCGGUUAAAGUUGUGGGACUUGGCCUCUGGGACGCUUUUUAAAGAACUGAGAGGCCACACGGACAGUAUCACCAGUCUGGCCUUUAGCCCAGACAGCGGUCUGGUUGCCUCUGCCUCCAUGGACAACUCUGUACGUGUCUGGGACAUCAGAAGCACGUGCUGCAACACACCUGCUGAUGGCUCUUCGGGUGAGCUCGUGGGCGUGUACACUGGACAGAUGAGCAAUGUCUUGAGUGUACAGUUCAUGGCCUGCAACCUCCUCCUGGUGACUGGAAUCACACAAGAGAAUCAAGAACAUUAAUUUCUUAAUUCAGGUGGCAGACUUGGUGGGGCUGGAAAACUGGUCACAGUCCAGGACUUGCUAAAACUG
Messenger RNA from Cricetulus griseus (Chinese hamster), 1853 nucleotides. NCBI's taxonomy places the organism in Eukaryota, Metazoa, Chordata, Mammalia, Rodentia, Cricetidae. The record is from RefSeq and is a predicted model, not a curated record.